ACACUUGUAUAAUUUUUUAUCCAGUGUCAUCACAAUGUAUUCAAGAAAAAGGAAAAAAAUAAAAAGAGAUUUUAGAGCCGCAGUUUCCUCUUUUCCUAACUGGGUAACAGCAGUACUUGCCGCAUGGAGACCCUGUGAGGAUUCAGUGAAAUGACACAAUGCCCAGCCUUUAUUGCCUCUCUCUCUGCCUUGGCAGGACCACCAAGACCCCUUCAUGGUGGCCGACCUGGGAGUGUUGGCCAGCCGCCACCAGGCCUUCUGCCAGGCCCUGCCAAGGGUCUCGCCCUUCUAUGCGGUGAAGUGUAACAGCAGCCCCUUGGUGCUGCGUGUCCUGGCUGCCCUGGGCACCGGCUUUGACUGUGCCAGCCAGGUGGAGCUAGAGCAGGUGCUGGGCCUGGGCGUGGCCCCCUCACGCAUCAUCUAUGCCCACCCCUGCAAGCCCGUCUCUCACCUGCAGUAUGCUGCCCGCCAUGGGGUGCAGCUCCUGACCUUCGACAGUGAGGAGGAGCUGACCAAGGUGGCCCAGCACCACCCUGGGGCCAGGCUGGUCCUGCGACUGUGGACCGAGGACAGCCAGAGCCUCAUUCCCAUGAGCGCCAAGUUUGGGGCCAGGCUGGAGCUGUGUGGACACUUGCUCAAGUCCGCCCGAGACCUAGGCCUGGCUGUGGUGGGCACCAGCUUCCACGUGGGCUCGGGCUGCCAGAAUCCCCACAGCUUCGCACAGGCCAUCGCCGACUGCCGGCGGGUGUUCGAGAUGGGCCGUGGCGUCGGGCAUGACAUGAGCCUCCUGGACAUUGGAGGGGGCUUCCCUGGAGUGGAGGGCUCUGAACUGGAGUUUGAGGAG
This is a messenger RNA of Myotis davidii, 844 nucleotides long. Its product is annotated as antizyme inhibitor 2-like. NCBI's taxonomy places the organism in Eukaryota, Metazoa, Chordata, Mammalia, Chiroptera, Vespertilionidae. Gene Ontology annotation, cellular component: cytoplasm. The annotation marks the transcript as partial. The transcript is spliced from 4 exons. Gene Ontology annotation, molecular function: ornithine decarboxylase activity. The record is from RefSeq and is a predicted model, not a curated record.